Serendipita indica DSM 11827 is the source of this 1701-nucleotide messenger RNA. The record is from the annotation of a GenBank genome assembly. NCBI's taxonomy places the organism in Eukaryota, Fungi, Basidiomycota, Agaricomycetes, Sebacinales, Serendipitaceae.
AUGGGUAUAAAGCUCGCAGUCUCUCUGGUAUCGUUGCACACACAAUAUUUCCUCCGAUUCUUCUUCUCUUUCAAGGCAGCGCCUUUUAUCAUGGUUCAGUAUACUGUCCCCACCGACCUGAUGUCCAGGCGACAUCCAAAGGGGUUUCAGACCAAGACCAUUUCCAAGACACGCUCUACAAAGUCCCAGCAUGCCCCGUUGAAACUGGACACGCUCCUUACCGAGCUCCUGUUUGAGAUUCUGGAUUGGAUGGAGUUGAAGGAUGCCCUGCGAUUCCGUCUCGUCUCCCGGCGCUUUGCAGAGCUCGUGCUCCUCGCACCGAGUAUCCUCAAGCGUGCACUGAGACAUAUCAAAGCCCCGCUGCCCUACAGCCCGAAACCGAUCCAAAGUCUUUCGGGGAAAGAGACGAUUUCUCUUUGCCGACGUGCGUUUGCACUCGAGGAGAAUUGGAAGCGCAAGUUGGAUCGUGUCAAGAGCAAGAGCUUCUUUGCGCUCCAUCGGCCGUAUCACCUUGCUCUGGCUCCUGGUGGACGAUAUCUCAUAUCUGCCUACCACUCGACGUCGGGUAGUGAGCAAUACGUUGGUUUGUAUGACCUGGAGAACCCUUAUGGAACAGCAUUGAUUGCUUCUUGCCCAACGAGGUCGCCCAUCGACUCGUUGACGGUCACCUGGAUUGUCAAUAAGGGUCGACAAGGUAUUGCCAUUGCGUGGGUGCGUGAACUCCCGUUUGAGAAGCGCGCUACCAAGGUUGCUGGCACCGAAGUUGUUGUCUUGUUCAUCAGCUUGGAAGACAUCGAGGCGUUGACGAAUCCACACCACGGUCGGAAGGAGUCUCCCUUUGAAGUCCUCUUCAGCCGUCAGUGGAAAGUAGGCGCCAUCCGCCUGUCUCUUGCCAACGAUACGCUUGCCGUCGCGCGUUCUCCAGGCACUCUGACAUUCUACAACCUAGAAGAUGGUCGUAGAAGUGCGAUAGAGCUUCCUGAUCUUCCGCAUUCCACGAUGAGCGAUCCCGUCAUCUUUGCCACCAAGUUGCUCUGUGAUGGUACGGCACUUGUCAUUAGAGGUGAAUCAGGCCACUCCCAAACGUUGAACUUGCACGCCAUCGAGGCCUACCAAAUUCCUCUGUGGGGUACGAUGCAUCAAGCACCUAUGCCGCUCCAAUGCAAUUACGUGCACGCAAACCAGACCAACUAUACCAUCUCUGAAAUGUAUCGACUCCAGCCGACGUGCGACAACCCCUCGGAAGAGGAAAUCGCAGAGGCGAACGGAUACUAUCCGGCGGUGACCAUUUGCGUAGAGUCCUCUGAACCAAACAGGGGGAUUACGCAAUAUCGGUUGUACCCGACUCGUGAGCCCGAGACCAAGGAGAGCGAGGCGCGGUUUAGCUACAUUUGGCCUGUCACCGUGUGGCAAGGUCAUUACUCUGAACACGACGCAUUCCGUACGCGAACUCGCAGUCUUGCUGGUGCUGAUCGUUCGUUGGGCUUCCCAUACACCGCACCUGGACGGGCGCUCACCCCUACCUUGGGCGAAUUUAUGGUCUUGUCGAGCUUUGGAGAGGACAAUAUCCCCAGUGUAGCGCUCCCACAGCCGCUCGAAAGCGAUAUCAUCCAGUGUGUUGCUUGGGAUGAGAGCUCGGGCAAGCUCGUUUUGUCGACUGCUGGUGAUCUCAAAGUAUGGGUGCUAGACUUUGCAGUCUGA